Molecule: messenger RNA, 4612 nt
Organism: Balaenoptera ricei (Rice's whale)
Lineage: Eukaryota; Metazoa; Chordata; Mammalia; Artiodactyla; Balaenopteridae
Gene: GRM2
Product: glutamate metabotropic receptor 2
Exons: 6
Coding region: 1448-4132 (894 amino acids)
Biological process (GO): G protein-coupled glutamate receptor signaling pathway; regulation of synaptic transmission, glutamatergic
Cellular component (GO): membrane
Molecular function (GO): group II metabotropic glutamate receptor activity
Source: RefSeq, a predicted model, not a curated record
UCUGGCCUAGCCCCAGUGGCAGAUUAACCCUGGGGAGCUGAGGGGGCAAAGUGAAGAGCCCCAGUCUCUGUGGCCAGGAUAUGGGGUCCUUCAACUAGUUCUGCCCUUCUUCAGGCUCAGUUUCCCUCUGCUAGCCUUCCCAAGCCUGUGUGAUUGUGAGAGCCUGUGUGGGAUGGGUGUCUGGGAGGGCAGCUGGGGCACAAAUAUAGGGUGCAGAGUGGAAGAGGGGGGCAGGGUCUCUGAGGGCCAGGGCCAGGAUGGACAGGGCCCUGAGACCAAGGAUGGGGAGACUGGAGAUGGUGACUUUCUCUGCUUGGUUCUGAGCUGAAGAGAAAACGAAAGCAAAAAGUCCCAAACGGCAGUCUACACAGUGCUAGGAUGUCCAAAAUCUCACCUUGAGCCCUGUUUUGAGAUUUUGACGAGAUGGACUGCCCCCCCCCCACCCCUGACACACACAUACACUCACAUCUACUUUCCCUGUUGACUUCAGGACCUGUGGUCACUUCGGUGUCCCUCCCUAGGGCCAGCCUCUCUACCUUGCUAUCUAACUUCCAAAGCCUAGAGUCUAUUACUUCCCCAGUCAGGGGGCGUUGGGGAUGGCUUUUUAAGAACGAGAGGCUGGGAACCUUGGGUGCUCACCUGGGCUUCAGUUUCCCUAGAGGUUGGAGACUAACUACCCUUUAGAGACUCUUCCUUCCCUCUUCCCUGGUGGGUUCUCAGCCAGCAAUGGCUCCUCUCUGGAAAUCCAAGGCUCAGGAUAGGGACUGGACUCCCAAGUUUGUAACUGUGACCUUCUGCUGCAAAGCUGUUGACUUUGGAGUCCCGGGAGGUUUGUGCAGGGUGUUGGACAUUCUUCUGGGUCUUCUGUUUUCUGUUUGAGCCUCUACUCUCUGUAAUCCUCCAUCUCUGCUAAAUUUGGGAUGAGCACAGAGCCCAUCUCCAGCCCCAGAUCUGGGCAGGGCUGAGAGACAGGCCAAAGGAGUGUCCCAGGAGUUUCUCAUCCUAGUUAGGGGCACCACCUCUCCCUGGCUCCUCAGUCCCUGGGAAAGGAGUUUGCGGGAGGCAGAGUCAGAAGGGGUAGCCACUCUCAGGUUCCACUGUUCCCUACCUGUUUGUCUGUCUGUCUGUCUGUCUCUCUCUCUCUCUCUCUGCAGGAGCUGGGUCCCUCCUCAUCCUUUUCCUGUCUGUCCUUUCCUGGUCUAUUUACACCUCUCUUUGCCUUUGCUGCUUCUGCCCUCACCCCCUGGAGGCCCAGGUCUGCUGGACCCAUCCAUCCCCUUUGGGGCCAUGGGAUCACUGCUUGGGUUCCUGGCUCUGCUGCUGCUGUGGGGCGCUGUGGCUGAGGGCCCAGCCAAGAAGGUGCUGACCCUGGAGGGGGACCUGAUUCUGGGUGGGCUGUUUCCGGUACACCAGAAGGGCGGCCCAGCAGAGGAGUGUGGUCCUGUCAAUGAACAUCGUGGCAUCCAGCGCCUGGAGGCCAUGCUUUUUGCACUGGAUCGUAUCAACCAUGACCCGAGCCUGCUGCCGGGCGUGCGCCUGGGUGCGCACAUACUCGACAGUUGCUCCAAGGACACACAUGCCCUGGAGCAGGCACUUGACUUCGUGCGUGCAUCACUCAGCCAUGGUGCCGAUGGCUCACGCCACGUUUGCCCCGAUGGUUCUUAUGCCACCCAUGGUGAUGCUCCCACUGCCAUCACUGGUGUCAUUGGCGGCUCCUACAGCGAUGUCUCCAUCCAGCCAUUUCAUAGAUGAGGAAACUGAGGCUUGGAGAGAGGCAAGACACAAGUCCAGGUGCUCACAAAGUGGAGACGUGAACCUAGGGCUCUCAGCCAAGGACUUCCGGGACUGUCAGAUCAUCUCUCUUUGGAUUGGAAAGGGGUGGAAGAUAGAAGCCAAGAGCAAACCAGAGAAGAGAAACAGGGGUUGGGGGCCCAGAAGGAAGAGAAGCAGGAUGUGUGUGGAGGUGGCCAACCUCCUGCGGCUAUUUCAGAUCCCUCAGAUCAGCUAUGCAUCCACCAGUGCCAAGCUGAGUGACAAGUCCCGCUAUGACUACUUUGCCCGCACGGUGCCCCCUGACUUCUUCCAAGCCAAAGCCAUGGCUGAGAUUCUCCGCUUCUUCAACUGGACCUAUGUGUCCACUGUGGCAUCCGAGGGCGACUAUGGCGAGACAGGCAUCGAAGCCUUUGAGCUAGAGGCCCGUGCCCGCAACAUCUGUGUGGCCACCUCGGAGAAGGUGGGCCGUGCUAUGAGCCGCACAGCCUUCGAGGGCGUGGUGCGAGCCCUGCUGCAGAAACCCAGUGCCCGCGUGGCUGUCCUGUUCACCCGUUCCGAGGAUGCCCGUGAGCUCCUCGCUGCCACCCAGCGUCUCAAUGCCAGCUUCACCUGGGUGGCCAGCGAUGGCUGGGGGGCCCUGGAGAGCGUGGUGGCAGGUAGCGAGGGCGCUGCUGAAGGUGCCAUCACCAUAGAGCUGGCUUCCUACCCCAUCAGCGACUUUGCCUCCUACUUCCGGAGCCUGGACCCGUGGAAUAACAGCCGGAACCCCUGGUUCCGCGAGUUCUGGGAGCAGAGGUUCCGCUGCAGCUUCCGGCAGAGAGACUGUGCAGCCCACUCCCUGCAGGCUGUGCCCUUUGAGCAAGAGUCCAAGAUCAUGUUUGUGGUCAAUGCGGUGUAUGCCAUGGCCCACGCACUGCACAACAUGCAUCGUGCCCUCUGCCCCAACACCACCCGCCUCUGUGAUGCAAUGCGGCCUGUCAACGGGCGCCGCCUCUACAAAGACUUCGUGCUCAACGUCAAGUUCGAUGCCCCCUUCCGCCCAGCUGACACCCACAGUGAGGUCCGCUUCGACCGCUUUGGGGACGGUAUUGGUCGCUACAAUAUCUUCACCUAUCUGCGGGCAGGCAGUGGGCGCUAUCGCUACCAGAAGGUGGGCUACUGGGCAGAAGGCCUGACCCUGGACACCAGCCUCAUCCCAUGGGCCUCCCUCUCAGCCGGGCCCCUGCCCGCCUCUCGCUGCAGUGAGCCCUGCCUCCAGAAUGAGGUGAAAAGCAUGCAGCCGGGGGAGGUCUGCUGCUGGCUCUGCAUCCCCUGCCAGCCCUAUGAGUACCGGCUGGAUGAGUUCACCUGUGCUGACUGUGGCCUGGGCUACUGGCCCAAUGCCAGCCUGACUGGCUGCUUUGAGCUGCCCCAGGAGUACAUCCGCUGGGGCGAUGCCUGGGCCGUGGGACCUGUCACCAUCGCCUGCCUAGGCGCCCUGGUCACCCUCUUUGUACUGGGCGUCUUCGUGCGGCACAAUGCCACCCCAGUGGUCAAGGCCUCUGGCCGGGAGCUCUGCUACAUCCUGCUGGGUGGUGUCUUCCUCUGCUACUGCAUGACCUUCGUCUUCAUUGCCAAGCCAUCCACAGUGGUGUGCACCUUACGGCGCCUCGGUUUGGGCACUGCCUUCUCCAUCUGCUACUCGGCCCUGCUCACCAAGACCAACCGCAUUGCACGCAUCUUCGGUGGGGCCCGGGAGGGAGCCCAGCGGCCACGCUUCAUCAGCCCUGCCUCGCAGGUGGCCAUCUGUCUGGCCCUUAUCUCGGGCCAGCUGCUCAUCGUGGCUGCCUGGCUGGUGGUGGAGGCACCAGGCACGGGCAAGGAGACAGCUCCUGAGCGGCGGGAGGUAGUGACAUUGCGCUGCAACCACCGUGAUGCAAGCAUGCUGGGCUCGCUGGCCUACAAUGUGCUCCUCAUUGCGCUCUGCACACUCUAUGCCUUCAAGACCCGCAAGUGCCCUGAAAACUUCAAUGAGGCCAAGUUCAUCGGCUUCACCAUGUACACCACCUGCAUCAUCUGGCUGGCCUUCCUGCCCAUCUUCUAUGUCACCUCCAGUGACUACCGGGUGCAGACCACCACCAUGUGCGUGUCGGUCAGCCUCAGCGGCUCUGUGGUGCUCGGCUGUCUGUUCGCGCCCAAGCUGCACAUCAUCCUGUUCCAGCCACAGAAGAACGUGGUUAGCCACCGCGCACCCACCAGCCGCUUCAGCAGUGCAGCUGCCAGAGCCAGCUCCAGCCUCGGCCAAGGGUCUGGCUCCCAGUUUGUCCCCACUGUUUGCAACGGCCGCGAGGUGGUGGACUCAACAACAUCAUCGCUUUGAGGAUCCCCACACUCCUGCCCCGACACGGCUGCUCCCCAGAAGCCGGUGCAGACCCGUGUCCAGGGCCAGGAGGAAGAUGGCUGGAGCACUGCAAUAAUGCCAACCCCAUGCCCACCCCCAGCGCCACUUACCAACCUAUUCACUCCAACCCUUCAGAGUCAGAAGUCAGGGUCCUUGGUCUGGGAGCCUCUAUAACAACCACCAACUGCCCUUGCAGCUGUGUCCCCUCCUUGCCUGGCCCAGGACUUGGAAGGGAGCAAGCCAGGGUCCACUCUGCACUGGAACCGGCUGGCUGAGGACUGAAGGCCCCAAUCCCCAAUCAGCAAAGGUGCUUCCAGCCCUGCCCCUCCCUCCUUCUAGAACCUUUUAAAUUUUUUAUAUAAGUUAUUCUGGGAUGGGGAGGGGGGUCAAAAUGGGGGCUGUCGCUCCCCCUGCACAGUAGUUUGUCCUGUGGUUUAUUUUGUAUUAUCUGUAAAUAAA